This is a messenger RNA of Hymenoscyphus albidus, 1220 nucleotides long. The record is from the annotation of a GenBank genome assembly. Lineage: Eukaryota; Fungi; Ascomycota; Leotiomycetes; Helotiales; Helotiaceae.
AUCGGUGAAUUCAGGGGUGCAUCGAUGUGUUGUGUUGCAGCCAAUACUUGGAGCUGGUGGCUCAUAAAACCGCGAGAGCAACCCAGAUAAUUGGGUCUCCCACCUUUCAACCACGCUUCGACUUAGCCUCCCUUUCCUUUUGAUCGGUUUACGCAUCCUUCAAAUAGAAUCCAAGAACCCGGAACUUGCUAUCUCACUUUAGUCACCAUGCAAUUCUCAAUUGUUGCCAUCGUCGCCGUUGUAGCUCCGUUUGUUGCUGCUCAGGGUGACAUUCCAGAAUGCGCUGUACGUUUACUUCCGAUUACUUCGCUACUAGAACGACGAAAAUGAGGGUUAUUUCGGCCGCCCACCAGAGUGUCAAGUGAUGGUGGACCUGGGAGAUAUUCGAGUUGUCACUGGAAAAUGGCUCCUCUUCAAAUCCUCUCUGGACUCAUCUUCGGCUUCGUUGACCAGCUUCGGCUUCGUUGACCAGCUUCGAAUCAAAUGAUUUCCGUACCAUGUACUAAUCAUGAUCUUCCUACAGAGACCUUGUGUCGUAGCAUCAACCAGCGGAUCAUCCAUCGGUGGAUGCACCAACACUGAUGUGAAGUGUAUCUGCUCGGCUCCUCAAUUCCUCAGCGACAUCUCUUGCUGUGUAUCCAAAGCCUGCUCGCUCGAGGACCAAAACAAAGCCAUCGCUUUCGCAAACAACCUCUGCUCGAUCAGUGGAGUCACCAACUUGCCAACCGCUGCUUCAUGUGCCGCCACACCAGCAGCAACAACUCCCGGUACACCCGCAACAGCUGCACCUCCUACCGGAACCACUACACCUACAGCAUCUGCACCAACCUCUACCUCCGCAACCGCAACCGCUACAGCAGCAUCUGGAGCACAAAAGAUUAUGGGCCUGGGAGCCGGUGUUUGGGGUUUCAUGAUGGGCGCCGCGGCUUUGCUGUAAAUAGUUGGACAGCGUGGACCGAUUGUUUGAUGGGGUAAUAUUGGAGUUCAGAGUAUAAUAAUUGGACUUACUCUUCUUGUAACACAACAAUUUUUGGCGGGACGAUAUGUCCAGGGGGUCGACAGGUAGUGGCACAUAAAAUCACUUGAAAUCGUUCCACAUUCAUCAUACAUCAACGCAAAUUUAAAUACGAAGUAUGAUAAAUGGCGUAACCAAUUGAUCGAUCGAGCUUUGCUUUUUUUGUUGAUCCUGAUCUUGUCGAGAUCGCCUCCGAAUGCCAUUU